AUGUCGCACCACGGCCACUCGCACGACGGCGGACGCUGCUCGUCAUCGCAGCACCAUGGAUCCGGAGCAGGACAUGGCCACUCGCACGGCGGCGACUCUGAGCUGAGCCACCACGGCGGACACGGCCAUUCGCACUCGUCUGGAGCCAGCAGCAGCCACGGCCACGGCCACAGCCACGACGGCGGCCACGACAGCCACGGCCACAGCCACGACAACCACGGCCACAGCCACGACGGCGGGCAUGGUCACAGCCACGACGGCGGCCAUGGCCACUCGCACUCGGGGUCUGCGUCGGGCUCCUCCUCGGGCCACGGCCACUCUCACGAAGGCGGCGUUUGCCCGUCGUCCGUCCCAGUCUCGCCCGAGCAGCAAAAGUACAUGAGCAAGCUGCAGGAGCUCGUCGAGGCGCAGCGGUUUGACGAACUGCCGCCAGUCAUUGCGGAAGAGGCUGCGCGAACGAUCAGCGAAGUUGGACGUAACAGCGAUGCAUACGUCAAGUUCCUGCAACGCUCAGGCAUGCUUUGCUUCCAGCUUGGAUUGUACACCACAGCGGAAGGGUAUGGCAAGGAGGCGUUGGAAAUUCUGACGGCCAUGUACGGCCCGGACGAUCUGCACACGGCACUGGGUCGCCUCAACCUUGGCUUGUACAAGUGCCCGUUGGACAAGCACCAGGAGGCGGAGGCCCUGUACCUCUCUGCGCUCGUCACGCGCGUCAAGCUGCUUGGCAAAGAGCACCGUGACGUGGCGCAAGUCUAUCACAACCUUGCUCUGCUGUAUCGCAACACGGCACAGUGGAGCAAGGCGGGUCCUCAGUACGAACGCUCGCUCGAGAUUUGGCACCGCCAGCGCGCCAUCCAGGAGUGGAUGAUUACCCAGCGCGACUACAUUGAAAUGUUUGAGCUCCAGUCCAAGUGGACCGAGGCCCUGGAGCAAAUGGACAAGCUGCUCAAGUUCACUGACGCCGCCGUGACCAAGUCGCACCCAAUCUACGAAAAGUUUGCCAGCGAUCGUGAUGAGAUUGUUGCCAAGAUGUCCAAGUAA
Messenger RNA from Capsaspora owczarzaki ATCC 30864, 1041 nucleotides. RefSeq lists its product as hypothetical. The transcript is spliced from 4 exons. NCBI's taxonomy places the organism in Eukaryota, Filasterea, Ministeriida, Capsasporidae. Gene Ontology annotation, molecular function: protein binding. The record is from RefSeq and is a predicted model, not a curated record. Bases 1 to 1041 code for a protein of 346 amino acids.